AUGGAGAACGGCCGCUGCUUCGCCAACCGCUUCUCAGACUACAACCAAGGCGCGCUGCUUCCCGACCACGGUGCCGAAAGCGUGGUUCCGGUCGUGGUGGCUACUGUGGAACGGAUCCUCCGAAAGGUGUCCGAAUUCAGCGACUCGGACGAAUGCGAUGGCGGGCUAUACGACGGUCCGGCCGGCGUGGCGUACAUGCUGUACUACGUCAGCGAGUGUCCGCUCUUCUCCGAGCGGCGCGACACUUACCUGAAGGCGGCCAAGCGCAUCAUAGAUGUGGCCGUGCGCGCCGCGGACGCCGAACCAGACCGGAGCAUGCGCGCCGCCUUCCUUCUCGGCGGGGCUGGUGUGUACGCCGCGGCCGCCAUGAUCUACAAGUCUCUGGGCUUGGCCGACUUUGUCAAACCGCUGACCAAAUUUCGCAACCUGUGGGAGGUGUGCGCGCCUAUACAUUUCCUGGAGUGCGGUUCCGAUGAGCUCUUUGUGGGUCGGGCCGGGUACCUGUGUGCCACGCUGGUCCUCAGGCAGAAGCUGGGCAUUGAGAUUCUCAGUAAGGACCAAAUCAAAUCCAUCUGCCAGGCCAUCAUUGAGUCUGGAAAACAGUACGCCAGGAAGAAGAGAAAGCCUUUCCCCCUCAUGUACUCCUACUACGGAACUGAAUAUCUCGGUGCCGCCCACGGCUUGUCUUCGGUGCUGCAGAUGUUGCUGAGCUACCAGGACCUGCUGAGCGGCGCUGACAAGGACCUAGUGUGGCAGAGCAUAGACUUCCUCAUGAACCAGGAGCAGAACUGUAACUGGCCCGCUGAGCUGGGCGCCAUCAUUGAGCGCGAGAACGAACUGGUCCACUGGUGCCACGGCGCUCCAGGAGUGGCGUAUCUUUUCGCCAAGGCCUAUCUGAUUAACAAGAAGCCUCAGUACUUGGACACGUGCAUCCGCAGUGGGGAGCUGGUUUGGCAAAAAGGCCUUCUGAAGAAAGGACCUGGUAUCUGUCACGGCGUGGCAGGAAGCGCUUACGUCUUCCUGCUGCUCUAUCGUCUCACUGGCAACUCCAAAUACAUCUACAGAGCUCAGAGGUUUGCUGAGUUCCUGUUCACCGAGGAGUUCAAGACAGGCUCGCGCUCCGUCACCAGUGUGUACAGCUUGUUCGAAGGCCUGUCCGGGACCGUCUGCUUCCUGGUGGACCUGCUGCAACCGGAGCAGGCCGAAUUUCCGCUCUUCAGCGUCUUUGAGUGA
This is a messenger RNA of Nerophis lumbriciformis (worm pipefish), 1233 nucleotides long. NCBI's taxonomy places the organism in Eukaryota, Metazoa, Chordata, Actinopteri, Syngnathiformes, Syngnathidae. The record is from RefSeq and is a predicted model, not a curated record.